This is a messenger RNA of Acanthosepion pharaonis, 996 nucleotides long. NCBI's taxonomy places the organism in Eukaryota, Metazoa, Mollusca, Cephalopoda, Sepiida, Sepiidae. The record is from the annotation of a GenBank genome assembly.
AUGAUUUCAAAUCUACUCGGGAUCAGAUCCGCUACACACGGAGAACGCCGUCUUGUUUGCGGCGUCGAUGCCGGUUCUUUAUACGCCAGUCAUGCCAAUAAGCGGUUUAACAUUGAUGCUAGACACGAGGCGGUCUUCCGGACGUUAGCUCUGUUUCACGCCUCUCGAUCCGUCAAUUCUGUGCGCAACCGCAUUUUAGUUUGGACUUUUCUUUUUCGUUGGGCUUUUUCUCUCUCUCCCUCCCUCUCUCCUCUCUCUCUCUCUCUCUCUCUCUCUCUCAUCUUCUCUUUUCAUCUCACUUUCUCUCAUCAUAUAUAUCCAUCUAUAUAUCUAUUUUUCUUCAAUUUUCUUUGUCUUUUCCUUCCUUCCUUCCUUCCUUCCUUCCUAUCUAUCUAUCUAUCUAUCUAUCUAUCUAUCUAUCUAUCGUCACUUUUCUUUAUCUUUUCCUAUCUAUCUAUCUAUCUAUCUAUCUAUAUAUAUAUAUAUAUAUAUAUAUAUAUAUAUAUAUCCCUAGCUGUUAUUUAUCUAUUAUUUCUCUGUCACUAUCUAUCUACCUAUCUAUCUAUCUUCACUUUUCUUUGCUUUUUCCUAUCUAUCGUCUCUUUUCUUAUCUAUCUAUCUAUCUAUCUACCCCAUCUGUUCAUUAUCUGUUAUCAUUCAUCUUUCUCUCACUAUCGAUAUAUGUAUCUAUCUAUCCAUGCCAGUUCAUUAUCUAUCUAUCUAUCUAUCUAUCUAUCUAUCUAUCUAUCUAUCUAUCCCUGUGUGUUCAUUAUCUAUUUUUUCUGUCACUAUCUAUCUAUCUAUCUAUCUAUCUAUCGUCACAUUUUUUUGUCAUUUCCUAUCCAUCGUCCCUUUUCUUUCUCUUUUUAUAUCUAUCUAUCACUGUUCAUUAUCUCUUAUUUCUCUGUCACUAUCUAUCUAUCUAUCUAUCUAUCUAUAUUUUUGUUUGCAUGUUUAAAACUUUCUCUUUCUACUUCCAAAGACGAUUUCUCUUAG